Messenger RNA from Rotaria sp. Silwood2, 1689 nucleotides. The record is from the annotation of a GenBank genome assembly. NCBI's taxonomy places the organism in Eukaryota, Metazoa, Rotifera, Eurotatoria, Philodinida, Philodinidae.
AUGUUUUCAAGCAAGAAAAAAGCUACUUCAUACCAAAUUGAAGAAACAUUGGCCAUUCAUUUCAUAAGUCAAAAUACAGAUUUACAACCGUUUCGUCAUCCAUUUCGUAGCGGUGACUAUGGUGAUGGUUCUCCACCAAAAACAUUAGUUGAAUUGCAAAUGAUGCAUUUGAGCAGCAUUAUUCGAACGAAAUUAACUUGGUAUGAAAAAAUGAAAGAUGAAACAAUACGAAACAAAUGGAAAGAAGAGGCUUUAGAACAAACAUUACUUACAAAAAAACAAAUCGAUUAUGUUCUGAAUGAACUAGAAUAUUAUGAUUCAAUAAGGGAUGGAUCUAUGGGAAUGUCCGCUGUCGAUGGUGUAUGGCAAAGUGAUGAAUUAAUACCCAUUGAUAUGAAAGAAUCCUUGAUUGUAUGUGUAAAAAGUUUGGAGAAUAUACCAGAAAGCGAACAAGAUUGGCAUCCUGGUACAAAUAAACAAAUAUUAGAUUUGGUUCAUCCGUCAUUAUUUUGUUUUGUUCAUCAAAUGACAAGAGUCAUCAAUGAUAAGAAUCGUAUUAUCGAUGUUGAUAAUGCUCUAGAGCAUAUUAGUGAUGGCGAAGUUAUUGACAUCAAUGCAGUUUUAUCUUCAAAAAAUAAAGGUCAAAAAUUUUCGGAUGACGAUUAUACUCGAUCGAAUGCAUAUCAGUGGUUGCCAGCUGAAUUUAAUGUUUCAAAGGAUGGUCAAGUUGCAAUCGAAUCAUAUAUCAAUAAUUUGCAUCCAAUAGAAAAUAAAAAAUUAUAUCGAUUGAUUGAACAAAUAUGUGAACGUUUUAUACCACUAUUUAACAAAGUUUUAACAGAUUUAAUUCAUAAUGAAACGAAAGAGAAUCGAAUUCUUGUCAGUUCUUAUAAAUGGUACGAUUAUUCAAAGCCAGGUGAUGAUGAUGAUGACAACAAUGAUCCUGAUCGUCAUUUCCGAUCAAUUAUAUUACCUGAUAUCGGAGAAUUUCAGAUGCCAUCACCAGCGACUUCAAGCGUUGAUUUACGUGGAAGAAAACUACAAAUAAUUGUUAAAUUAGCUAAUAUUAUAUUGACACCAGAAAAUCCCAAAUAUCCUGGUGGUGUUUGGCAUGUUGAAGGAAUGGAAAAUGAACAUAUUGUUUGUACAGGUAUUUUUUAUUAUUUCAGUUCUAAUAUCACACAAUCAGAUUUACAAUUUCGAACUGUGAUAAGUGAACCAAAUUAUGAACAAUAUGACGAUUAUGGUGUGAGAAAAGUUUAUGGUUUAAAUGAUCGAGCGCCGUUAAAUCAAAUGUUGGGGGAAAUAAUUACGAAAGAAAAUCGUUGUAUUGCAUUUCCUAAUAUUUAUCAACAUCGUGUGGCACCAUUUGAAUUAAAAGAUCCAACACAAUCAGGUCAACGCAAAAUAUUAGUUUUUUUUUUGGUUGAUCCAACUAUUCGUAUACUAUCUACUGCUAAUGUUCCACCUCAACAAUCUCAUUGGUUGGUCGAUAUUGUACGUUCAAUACCUCCAUUUAAUAGUUUACCAUCAAUAGUCGUCGAUAGAAUCAUGCGUUACGUUGAUUUUCCUAUGAGUAUGAGUCGAGCGAAACAACAUCGUGAAAAAUUAAUGAAUGAAAGAAAAUAUUUUAUUUCACAAAAUAAUGAGUUACUGUUUGAAAGGCCAUUUUCUUUAUGUGAACAUUGA